UAAGGUCCAGCGCAGCUCGAGCUCGAGGUGGUCAGCUGGAGGAGCUCAGCAGUUCCGUCGACUUCCGCCGCAGGGUUCCCCUCGCCGGCGUCUCGCCGCAGCAAUCCGAAGAGGAGAGCAGCCCUUACUCUGUCAGAGAAAUGUCUGCUCCAACUCAGCCACCCACUGAAGGGGCAGAAGGGGCUUCCCCAGGUGGGGGUCCCGCUGGCCCUUCUAAUACGAGCAGUAACAGACGAUUACAGCAAACUCAGGCACAAGUAGAAGAGGUGGUGGAUAUCAUGCGUGUGAAUGUGGACAAGGUCCUGAAGAGGGAUGAGAUACUGUCAGAGCUGGACAACAGAGCUGACGCGUUGCAGGUGGAAGCAUCACACUUUGAGAGCAGUGCUGCCAAGCUAAAGAGGAAGUAUUGGUGGAAAGACUGCAAGAUGAUGAUCAUGCUGGGAGCCAUCUGUGCCAUCAUCGUGGUAGUUAUUGUAAUCUACUUUUGUACUUGAGAAUGUGCCACUCCUUCCCUGUCCUCCAUUGCCAUCCAAACUCAUGUUCCUCUCCUUGUUUGCUCUCUCAACAGACUUCCCCAUCUACACUCCUCCAUCCCAACCCAGGCUUCUCCAUGGCCCGUUCCUCCUUUUUUGUUGCUUUCCUUUGCACUAUGCCCCUCAACACUAGAAAUGCUGCUCCUGGCGCAGUCUUGAAGUAACUACCUGAAGAGCAAUAGCUGGCACCUCCUCCAUACCCACUUCUUAUAUAUUCGCAAAUCCCUCCAAAGCCAAAAAGAGCUGGAGGCCAAGGGAAGGGGACGGGGCGUAGCUGUAGUGACAUGCCCAAGAAAGUGCCAAGUUUGG
Messenger RNA from Molossus molossus (Pallas's mastiff bat), 842 nucleotides. It is a transcript of the gene VAMP1, whose product is annotated as vesicle associated membrane protein 1. Gene Ontology annotation, biological process: SNARE complex assembly; vesicle-mediated transport; vesicle fusion. The record is from RefSeq and is a predicted model, not a curated record. Lineage: Eukaryota; Metazoa; Chordata; Mammalia; Chiroptera; Molossidae. The transcript is spliced from 5 exons. The coding region runs from base 141 to 494 and encodes 117 amino acids. Gene Ontology annotation, molecular function: SNAP receptor activity; syntaxin binding. Gene Ontology annotation, cellular component: SNARE complex; plasma membrane.